Molecule: messenger RNA, 1618 nt
Organism: Pisolithus orientalis
Lineage: Eukaryota; Fungi; Basidiomycota; Agaricomycetes; Boletales; Pisolithaceae
Exons: 3
Coding region: 159-1496 (445 amino acids)
Source: RefSeq, a predicted model, not a curated record
AACUUAUCCGGACAUUAAUGGCCCCGCUUCAACGCUAGGUGACCGAUGGCAGUACCAUCAAAGAACAUCCCCUCGGAGAGUGGCAGGAUCACGUGGUUGUCACCUGACCGUGACAAGCCAAAUAAUAUUUUUACGCGUUGUUGAUUGAAACAUCGAGGAUGUCUCUCAAACGACCGUUCGUGGCCAGUCCUGAAUUCGAAUCUCCUGGGUCACGUCGUGGCCCGAAACGACGCCAGCUGUCCUCCCCACUUCCCCCGUCGUCGCCCUGCGCGUCGUCCUCUGUCCUUGCAACUCCAAGAACUCUUCCGCGCCCAUGGACCAUCCCCGCAGACUCUCCAACCAACCCAUUUGGUCGUAUCCGCCGGUUCACCCAUGGCACCACGCUGCCCCCUCCGACGUCUUUCGGACGCCACAUCUCACUCCGGUUUCAGCUUGUACACCCUCGUGCAGACGGGCGGGAGUUCAACAGGGACGGGGUGUACCGUAUCGUUCAGGUUCCGCUCAACUACACGCUUUCCCAUCUGCGCAAACUCAUCGCUUACAUCUUCGAUCCUGCCACGGAUGACGAGAUAGUCGCGCCAUAUAACCUCCGUCGCGUCUCGAACAGAUUGACCGCUAUCCUGUCAUCGAGCAAGGAUAAAGGGAAAGCCAGAGAAUUAUUUCCUGUGUCGCCAGAACCUGUCGGGCACCUUUUUGAAGUGCAAAAAGUGGCAAUAGUGGGACAGCAUGGUGUGAUCAAGAGUGGGCACACUUGGGCAAAAUCAUCCACGGCGCGUGACCCGUACCAUUAUCCUGGGAACGACUCACAAGGUUCUGUCUUUCUCGACGACGAAAGCGACGACUGGCGUUGGGUGGCCGAAGAAGACCUCGAGCUCACUAAAGCCUGGCCAAAGGGAUGCGACCUGUCCAAGGCCAUUAUAUAUCAUCACGACGUACACACCCAGAUUCACAUCUCCGCAAACACGAAGAAGGUUCCACAUAGGAAAGGAAAGGGCAACAAGCCAUUCUUAUUCGAGGCCUACGGCUCAGUUUCGCUUUCCAAUCCCGAAGAGACUCUUCGUCCGGGUGCUGUCGAAACAACCCGGUGGAAUAGAAUCGGAGCUUAUGACCGUUUCUUGAAAGCUGAGGCAGAGAAAGACUGGUCAGCAAGGGCAUUGGAUGGAGACUUCGACGAGGACGAGGAUGAGUAUGCGGAAGGAGAGACCGAUCCUAACAUGUCCUCUGCGACGCUGCCUUCGUUCGGUUUGUCAUCUUCGCCCUUCCUCCCUUCCGAAUCAUCAAAUCCAGUUACACCGUUUCCUGCCGAGCCGUCGCUACGACGGCGGGUCGACUACGAGCGUCGCCGUCUCGUGAAGUUGACCAAGGAGGGCCUGAAAGAUACCUCGGGUGAUGAAGAAGACGAGGUAGAUGAACUCGUGUACGAUAACAACGACCCAGCAAAGGAAGAAAAACCGGGUGACUGGGAUCCAUUCUUGGACGGAGAGGAAAUUUGUUGAUGGGAUGAAUGUUUGGCUACCAAUAAGCACGUUUACAUUUUUACACUACAGGAGCACUGGAAGAACAUAUUAGACAUACCUUUUGUAUAACUUACGGGAGUAGAGCCACCGAGGGGAGAGGA